AUGGAUUUGCUAGAAAACAUUAAGAAGAAUCUUAUAGGCUCUUUUGACAUUGAUGUACGGUCUUCACUAAGAUUGGUAGUUAUCGUUGGUGGUUAUAUUCUAAUCAGAAACCACGUUCAGAAGAUUAUAGCGAACAGGGAACUCAAAAGAAAACUCAAAGAAGAUGAAGACUCGCUCUCUACGGACAGGAUGAACAGCUUAGUUGAAGACCCAGACAAGGAAUCAGAAUCUACGACUACUGCGUUCGGCUGGGGCGAGACCACUAGAAUGAAAGUGAAGAAACAGGAGAAGCUCUUGGAAGAAAAGCUCCAAACGUUGAGAAAACGUCAAGGAAACAUUGAUGACGACGAUGAUAAGGAUAUUGAGGAUUUAUUAGAGGAUUGA
Messenger RNA from Eremothecium cymbalariae DBVPG#7215, 384 nucleotides. RefSeq names its product Pga2p (gene PGA2). The record is from RefSeq and is a predicted model, not a curated record. The transcript has a single exon. Bases 1 to 384 code for a protein of 127 amino acids. NCBI's taxonomy places the organism in Eukaryota, Fungi, Ascomycota, Saccharomycetes, Saccharomycetales, Saccharomycetaceae. Gene Ontology annotation, biological process: protein transport.